Prunus armeniaca (apricot) is the source of this 732-nucleotide messenger RNA. Lineage: Eukaryota; Viridiplantae; Streptophyta; Magnoliopsida; Rosales; Rosaceae. The record is from the annotation of a GenBank genome assembly.
AUGAAGAGGCGCGAGGAGAUGGCCAAGGACAAGAUAGCGGAGGCGCAAGAGGCUAUUCGAGAAAGGAACGCCCUGCUUUUGCAGGAGGCGACACUUGCCAGAGAGGUGGAUGAGCUGAAGGAGAAGAUGACGUCUUCUGAGUCGGCACUUGCCGAGGCAGAACAAAAGAAGGCCAAAGAGAUAGCCUGCCAUCACCGCUCCAGAGCUUCCUGCCACAGAUGCGCCGCCUGCCGAGGCCUGAAGGCUUUUCCUGCCUUAUGUAUUUUAGUUAUUUUUGGAACAACGAUGUGUUAUCUUUAUUUUGUACAACAAUUCUGCAUUGCCAUGGGGCAAGUACUUAACGUGAUCAGCAUUCCAUGGGUGAGGCAGAGUCUUGCCAUUGGGGUCACGGAGCUGAUAAGUGUCUGGGCGGCAGACAUUGGAAACCUUACACAUGACCCAGUCUCCCAGCUUGAAGGCACAAGGUUUCACCCGGGAGUCGUAGUACCUGGCUACACAUUGUUCAUAGGAGGCGUUGUGCAUUAUUGCCUGGUCACGAAGUUCUUCAAUGAGGUUAAGGUUCAAGGCCAACUGCCCAUCGUUGGCUUCAGCGUCAUAAGUGGAGGUUCAGUAUAUGGGCUGACUAAUCUCUACCAGGGCCACGACUUCGGUACCAAAGGAAAGAAAGAAAGGUGUCUCCCCUGUGGAGGUAUGGAAGGUGGUGCGGUAGGACCAGAGAACCUCUGGGAGUAA